CGAUAACCGUGGACAACAAGCGUGGGUGUGCAGAUUGAUUCUAGUCUGAUCACUCUGAUGUCUGAUUAAAGAGGAAUGCUGCACCAUUAGUUGAGAGGACUAGAUCCGUAAUAGAGCUUGACCAAUUUCAAGAAGCGUUGAACAGGAGUUGUUGCACUUGCAGUCAUGGACUCGCACAAUGAGAUGUACCCUCAGCGGUUUGCCAUGCAUCGUAACAAUGUACUAAAGUGGGAUUACAAGCUGAAUCUGGUAGGAAGGAAGGAUCCUGAUCCCAAAAUUCACAACUGUGAGAAAUGUAGCUUUCCUAUCAUGUCAUAUGGGAGAAUGAUUCCAUGCAAACAUGUGUUUUGCUUUGACUGUGCCAAGGCUACAGACAAAAGUUGUUUAAGAUGUGAAGAUCCUGUACAGCGAAUAGAGCAGUCUCCUCUGGGUAGCAUAUAUCUCUGUGCUUAUGGAGCGCCUAAGCAUUGUCAUACCGGAUGCCGCAGAACUUACCUGUCACAAAGAGAUCUCUUGGCCCACAUCCACCAUCGUCAUUUGCCAAAACCUAUGACUCAGGUAGCAUCAUCAACUGCUUCAGCUGUAAAGGAUCAAAGUCACAGUACAAUGUCCAGAGUGACGGAUCCAAGAACCGAAUCCAAGGGUGACCCUCGAAGUCAUCAGCCGUAUGUUUCCUCCCACUCGGAACUAUACCCUGGUCCAACUCCUGCACAGGCUUCCCACAUCAUGCCAGAGCAAAUGCCGUAUGAACCACGUCCAUCAGAGCCAACAAGUAGCCAAAGUGGACCCGAGGAUUACCACGUCAGCGUGCCAGUGCGGAAGUCCAACCUCAUCACUGUCCCGCUGCAUGACAGUAGCAAAGACUACCAGCAGUCCUCUCAGGUCCAUGGUGCAGUUUCAUCCUACCCAUCACAAGCUCCUAUAGUCCCUGUCCAGCAGCAGCAGCAUCAAGGCCCACCCCCACCUCCUCCACCGCAACAUGUGGCCUACCCUCCGCAUCUGCCUCCAUCUACUGCUGUCCCUCACGUGCCCAUCUCUCAUCCACCCCCUGUGUCUGGUUCGUACACGGGGCCACCAAUCAGCGGACACCAAGUGAUGCACAUCAUGCAUCCCCAGCAAGCUCCAGUAUACAGUCAGGGAGGCGUCCCACCACCCCCAAUGAACCCCCACUAUGACAGUACCCCGCGACCUUCUUUCCAAUCAAACACUCCCAUCCCGGUGGGCAAUGCACCAUUCCCAGCCCCUGGGGUACCAAUACCCAGGCCGGGUUGGCCAGUCGGUCCUCCCCCUACUUCUAGUAUGCCCCCUCCCCCGCAAACAAACAUGCCACCCCCACCACCCCCUUCUCAAGUACCAACCAUGGUGAAUCAGGUACCCUCCAUGCCACCUCCACAAGCUCCGCCAGGUGCUCGGCCUGAAAUGGGACCGCCGCCGCCUCCUAUGGGACCCCCCAUGACCGAAGCACCUCGUUAUCAUGGCCAGUACUUCUCAUGAGUCAACAAUGAUGCAAAAGACACAAUACAACUAAUUUGUGAAAUAUGUGUUAUUAUAGCUGUGUAAAUAUAAUUAUGUAGUUUGGAUAACUACCUGUCAGCUUUGGAAAGCUUGACUCUAAAGUCCUUGUUUCAUAUUCAGAAUAAGUUCUGAAUGGAAUGACAAUGUCUGCAAUGAAUCUUGAUUUUAUUUGUGGGUGAAGUGAUAGAUUUGGUUAAAGAUUACCCAUUUAAAUUAAACUUUAUCUACUGAAUAAUCUUUUAUAUGCAGUUAAGAAUACAAGUAUUGUGGGAACAAAAGAUCAUGCACUGUACACCUUACGACCUGACUGGUCUGCGACUGGGUAAGGGGAGAUGUGACGUCACAGCUCUUGUCAGCUUGA
Lytechinus variegatus (green sea urchin) is the source of this 1876-nucleotide messenger RNA. RefSeq names its product E3 ubiquitin-protein ligase Hakai-like. The transcript is spliced from 5 exons. Gene Ontology annotation, biological process: protein ubiquitination; regulation of cell adhesion. Gene Ontology annotation, molecular function: ubiquitin protein ligase activity. Bases 166 to 1494 code for a protein of 442 amino acids. The record is from RefSeq and is a predicted model, not a curated record. Lineage: Eukaryota; Metazoa; Echinodermata; Echinoidea; Temnopleuroida; Toxopneustidae.